UUUAAUGCUGGCUUGUCGGCCGUUUCAGUUCACUUCAGUUCUUUCUCACACAUGGGUUUAGUCAGAACGGCAUAUUACAUAUUUUCAAUAUAAAAGUAGAGACAAACAUUUAUCUUCACCUUAAUACAAAAUGCUACUUGAGAUAGUAUUGUUGAUUCUAACCCUACUUCUUCUCCUCUACAGAUAUGUCACCAAGGACUUUGAUCAUUGGGAGAAGAAAGGUGUUCCCCACAUUAAAGGUGUUUUCCCCUGUGGCAGUCAUACCGAGCUACUUACCCAAGCCAAGCACAUCACUGUGCUUGUCAAAGAAGAUUAUGAAAAGUUUAAGGAGGAGGAUUUCUAUGGCAUAUACAUGCUAGGAAAGCCUACAUUGGUUGUGAAAAAUGUUGAUAUGAUUCGGAAUGUUAUGGUGAAGGACUUCAACCAUUUUGUAGAUAGAAACAGUGAAAGCAUAAGUCAAUGGGCUCAGGGUGGAGACAUGGACCAGCUUUGGGCUAAAGGAAUGGCUGAAUUACGCGGGGAGCUUUGGAAAGAUGUAAGAUCAUCCUUCUCACCUGUAUUUACAUCCGGAAAGAUGAAAGGGAUGCUCAAGUUUAUUGCGGAGGUUGGACAAUCACUAAAGAAUGAUUUUCAUAAACUUUCAGAAUCCGGACAGGAUUUUGAAUUAAAGGAAGAAUUUGGCAAGUUCAGUUUGGAUUCUCUAGCAUGUUGUGCUUUUGGACUGAACCCCAAGAGCUUUGAAGAUAACUCUGGAGUUUUUGUUAAAUAUGCAGCCAGUGUUUUUCAGGUUUCAGUCUUGGAUAACAUUAAGCUAAUGACAAGAAUGAUUCCAGGAAGCAUUUGGCUUCAGCAAAAACUUAAUAUAAAUUUCUUUAAACCAAAGGAAACCAAAUAUUUUAAAGAUAUAAUCCUCAAGACAAUUCAGCAUAGAAGAGAAACUGGAGUCAGGGCUAAUGAUCUGAUUGAUUUAAUGCUAGACUGUAUGAAACCUGCUAGUAAUAUUGAAACGGCUGAUAUUGAUGAGCCUGAAGAUGUACAUCUGAAACAUCACAAGAAAUCCAUAGAAUUGAAUGAAGAUAUAAUUGUUGCCAAUAGUCUUCUUUUCCUUGUUGCUGGAUAUGAUACUACAGGGAUGACUCUGGCCAUAAUGGGAUAUUUCCUAUCCAAAUACCCCUCAGUUCAAACCAAACUCCAAGAGGAGAUAGACCAAGCCUUUGAGGAUAAUAGCGGUUCGUUACCAGAAUACCAAGUUAUUCAGGAGCUUCCUUAUCUUGAAAUGUGCAUAUUGGAAUCAUUAAGACUGUAUUCACCAGCAGGUGUUUUAUUUAGAACAUGUACCAAGGACUACACCUUCCCAGAAACCAAUAUUUCUGUCAAGAAAGAUGAUUUUAUCCUUCUCCCUGUCAUUGGUAUUCACUCUGAUGAACGCUAUUAUCCAAACCCAGAGGAAUUUAAUCCAGAAAACUUUAGCAAAGAAGCAAAAGCUUCUAGAAGUCCAUACACCUUCCUAGGGUUUGGUCAUGGACCCCGUGCGUGCAUAGGGAUGAGGUUUGCACUGUUGGAGGCUAAGGUGGCGAUGAUCGAGAUCCUUCACAGUUUCUCCUUUGUGUACAGCGACAAAAAUCCAGAUGUUCUAAAAUUAGACCCAGGAAGUGAAACCGGGUACAUUCAAGGAGGACUUUUUGCCAAAAUUCAAAAGAGAUGCUAAUCUAAGAAACGGAGACAAAAGGUUUAGAAGAAAGGUAUUCAUGAUAUUCAUGACGGUUCAACCCUUCUUUAAGUAUUAACUCGCUAUUACUUUUAAAACUUUCCUUGCAAAAAAAUACGCUUUUUUAAAAAAUAUUUCACAAAUUAACUUUUUCAAAGAAGUUUUCAAUUUCCUAUCUUUACAUGUAGAGACAAUACGUUUUCAGUAAAAAUGAAAAACAUUUCCAGCAGUUAAAAAUUUGGAAUUAGUAGUUAAAGAAAGUUGAAAAUAUUGCACACCUAGAGGUGCAUGUGAAUUUAUUUUAAAAACCCCUCUGAUAACAAUUUUUAUUAUUUAAAUCAAACGCAUAGUUAGGGGAGGGGUGGCUAUGGGGACUAAGCCCCCUGGAAAGGAAAAAAAUAAGCCACCCCUGGACAAAUUCCUGAUUACUCUCUUGAUGAUGUAAAUGUACUUAUUACUUACUUAUCAUCCACACGUAAUGGUACAUUUUAAACCUUUAAAACUUUCAAAUGUACCAAAAUAUUAAUAAUUUUAAAUGUAAUGUUGUUAUAUAGGAGUUAA
Molecule: messenger RNA, 2269 nt
Organism: Eurytemora carolleeae
Lineage: Eukaryota; Metazoa; Arthropoda; Copepoda; Calanoida; Temoridae
Product: cytochrome P450 6B1
Exons: 2
Coding region: 131-1708 (525 amino acids)
Molecular function (GO): oxidoreductase activity, acting on paired donors, with incorporation or reduction of molecular oxygen; monooxygenase activity; iron ion binding
Source: RefSeq, a predicted model, not a curated record